Messenger RNA from Maudiozyma saulgeensis, 498 nucleotides. The record is from the annotation of a GenBank genome assembly. Lineage: Eukaryota; Fungi; Ascomycota; Saccharomycetes; Saccharomycetales; Saccharomycetaceae.
AUGUUAUCACAAUAUAGAGUUGCUUUGAGGAGCAAUACUAGACUCUUUAGUACCACAAUAAAAACCAAUUUAAAGGGUUUUAAUUUCCCUCCAACUGGUACAACAAAUGUAAAUAUAUUUGAAGCAAUAAAAGGUUCGGAUAAACAAAAACUUAAAGGUGAAUCUGCCAAUGGAAUUGAAAAUAGGCAAAAUAUAAAGACCUUGGAACCAAAAUUGAUUAAAAGUUUCGAAUACUCUACAAUUUAUGAUCCCUUUGACUUUUCUAUGGCUAGAAUUAAUUUAGAUCGUAAGCACAAGUCGAAAUUUAAACUAUUUGGCAAUAAUAUCAAUCCACUAGAUCUAUAUACAUCUCCAGAAAUCCUUUCACAAUACAUGUCAUCCACUGGUAAGAUCUUACAUAGUGAUGUUACUGGUUUAUCAGCCAAAAAUCAAAGAAGAUUGGCCAAGGCAAUCAGAAGGGCACAAGCGAUUGGUUUAUUGUCGAAAACACACAACUAA